This is a messenger RNA of Capronia coronata CBS 617.96, 831 nucleotides long. Its product is annotated as lectin, mannose-binding 2. Gene Ontology annotation, biological process: endoplasmic reticulum to Golgi vesicle-mediated transport; Golgi organization; endoplasmic reticulum organization. The record is from RefSeq and is a predicted model, not a curated record. Gene Ontology annotation, cellular component: endoplasmic reticulum membrane; endoplasmic reticulum-Golgi intermediate compartment; Golgi membrane. Gene Ontology annotation, molecular function: D-mannose binding. NCBI's taxonomy places the organism in Eukaryota, Fungi, Ascomycota, Eurotiomycetes, Chaetothyriales, Herpotrichiellaceae. The coding region runs from base 1 to 831 and encodes 276 amino acids. The transcript has 2 exons.
AUGUCCAGUCGAUGGUGGGAUUUUGGCGGCGACACGAUCAUCCGAGCAGACCAGUACAUUCGACUGGCGUCCGACCUGCCAUCACAGUCAGGUUGGCUCUUCUCCCGAAUACCUAUCACCGCGACGAACUGGGAAGUGGAGUUUGAAUUCUCAAUACAUGGAAAGGGGCAUCUGCAUGGAGAUGGAUUUGCUAUGUGGAUUACAAAGGAGAGGGCACAACCAGGGCCGGUGUUUGGCCAUGCGGACCGGUUUGAAGGCCUGGGCAUCUUCUUCGACACGUACAAGAACAACCGGCCUGGAGUGGUGUUUCCCUAUGUGAUGGCCAUGAUAGGCGACGGCAAGACGACGUAUGAUGCCGCGAACGAUGGCAAGGCAAAUGAGCUGGCUGGCUGUUCGGCUCGCGGACUGCGCUCCGCUUCAAUCCCUACCAAGGCGAAACUGACUUACUUCCAAGACAAGUCGCUGAGUCUGCAACUCCAAUACAAGGCGGCGGAUGCGUGGAUCGACUGCUUCAAGGUGGAACCUACAGAGCAGCAACCCCUGAAGCUCCCCAACACGGCCUAUAUUGGCUUCAGCGCACACACGGGCGAGUUGUCCGACAACUUCGACAUCAUCAGCGUGGAGACGCGGAAUCUGUACAAUCCGGUGGCGGCAAAUGCGGGCAGAACUGCUGCAGCUGCGGCGCGCGCGAGUGCGAGAGGGAGAAGGGAGAAGAAGAGUGGUGGGUGGGGCUGGUUUUUGUUCAAGUUGCUGUUCUUCGCUGGCUUGGUUGGCGGCGGCUAUGCUGGCUAUACCAAGUACAAGGAGAAGCAGCGGUACUCUGGGUUCUAG